AUGCACCAAUAUGUAAAGUUCUUGAAAGAGCUUAUCAAUAAAAAGAGAAGUUGGCAAGAGAAGGAGACAUUGCUUCUCACAGAAGAAUGUAGUGCCGUGAUUCAAGGGGAUAUUCCACCAAAGCUUAAAGAUCCAGGGAGUUUUGUAGUUUCAUGUACCAUAGGCAAGAUGGCCUUAGACAAAUCUCUCUGUGAUCUUGGUGCUAGUAUCAAUUUGAUGCCCUUAUCAAUGAUGAGAAAGCUUACCAUAGAGGAACUCAAACCUACCAGGAUGUCUUUGGUGAUGGCUGACAGAUCAAUCAAGACACCUAAUGGCAUUGUGGAAAACUUAUUGGUGAAGUUUGAAAAGUUUAUCUUCCAUGCAGACUUUGUGAUUUUAGAUACAGAAGAGGAACGAAAUAAGUCAAUCAUCCUGGGAAGGCCAUUUCUAGCCACAACAAGAGCUAUUAUUGAUGUGGAUAAGGGAGAAAUGAUCUUUAGAGUGCACAAUGAGCAAAUGGUCAUCAAUGUUUUCAAAGCAAUGCAACACCCCCCUGAGCCAGAAGAUUACAUGAGAGUAGAUAUGAUACAGAGUUUGGUGGAGGAAAUGUUGGAAGCCAACCAUCAUGAACAACAAAAAGAAGGAAGGGAAGAAGAUCAGGGAACAAGGGAAGCACAAGUAGCUAAAAUUUCCAUUGAAAAAGAGGUGAAACAAGACAAGAAGGAAAAAGUGCCAAAACAAGAAUUGAAGCCUCACCCUAUUCAUCUCAAAUAUGCAUUCCUUGGCACAACAGAUAGCUUUCCAGUGAUCAUCAACUCUUCCUUGAUUGAAGAAGAAGAAGGAAAGCUCCUCAAUGUACUAAAGGCUCACAAAGAUGCAUUAGGAUGGACCAUUGAUGACUUGAAGGGUAUUAGACCUGCAGUUUGUAUGCAUAAGAUCCUUUUGGAAGACAAUUCCAAACCAGUGGUUCAACCUCAAAGGAGGCUAAAUCCCAUAAUGAAAGAAGUUGUCCAGAAGGAAGUAAUGAAGUUAUAG
This is a messenger RNA of Arachis duranensis, 1014 nucleotides long. RefSeq lists its product as uncharacterized. The transcript has a single exon. Lineage: Eukaryota; Viridiplantae; Streptophyta; Magnoliopsida; Fabales; Fabaceae. Bases 1 to 1014 code for a protein of 337 amino acids. The record is from RefSeq and is a predicted model, not a curated record.